Penicillium brasilianum is the source of this 966-nucleotide messenger RNA. The record is from the annotation of a GenBank genome assembly. NCBI's taxonomy places the organism in Eukaryota, Fungi, Ascomycota, Eurotiomycetes, Eurotiales, Aspergillaceae.
AUGAAGUUCCUACCUCUUCCCGAUUUUGAAGAUGUCACGAGCUCUUUGAAUUUCGAUACGGCGGAUUGUCACAUCGUGGGUGGAUGCGACCUCUACACAACCAAGGCUGCCCGAUCCGAUCGGAAACUCUACAAUCACAUCGAGCAAUCCCUUGAAGCCCAAUACGAAUCAAUUCUUCGUCUAUCAGCGUCACUUUCCCCGCCGAAUGCUCACGAUGCGGCCGAGACCUUGAACCUAUCCCGAUCGAGUCCAUUCGGCCCCCUGAGCGAGCAUUCCAGUCGACGUACCUUUGCCUAUCUCAUCGCGACGCUCAACGCCAGCCAUCCUGAUUACGACUUCUCGCAUGUGCUGAGACCCACUGAUUUCCGGCGCGAGCGACACAUCAAGCGCGUGAUGAAUACGGUCAACUCCACACUAUUCAACCUCCGCCCCCGCGAAUCACUCGAUCUCUCUCCAUCGUCACCAGCCACCCUUUCUGGAUCAUACAAUUCAUCAUCCCCUGCCUGGGGUCCUCGGAUGUGGCGGAUAGUGGAUGAGCACAUGUCGCUUAAGGAAUGCGCGGUCUACUCGUACUCCCCCGAGGAGGACCCCUCCGACGCCGAUGACGGAGCGAUCUGGAGCUUGCACUACUUCUUCUUCAACCCACUACGGAAACGGGUUUGCUACCUCUAUCUCCGUGCAAUCCCGAUCCUUAGCCACACACCGCCCGAAGAUAGCGAGAUUGCUUCUACCCCUACCGGCAAGCGGACGUUCGACGACGGCUACCUGACGCCGGAUCUGAGCUCAAGCAAGCGAGCCCGGUACUGGUUCGGUACUCGUGCGGAGUCUUCGUUGCAUACCUCCGAGAACGCGGAUGACGAUGAUGAUCAUUACAUCCUCAGUGACGAGGAGACCCGUUCGCGUAGGGGCAGCAAGGGCAUGGUUCGGGCGAUGAGUGAGGAGCUCGUGGAUACCAUGGAGAUAUGA